This is a messenger RNA of Mauremys reevesii (Reeves's turtle), 2950 nucleotides long. It is a transcript of the gene MAT1A, whose product is annotated as methionine adenosyltransferase 1A. Bases 172 to 1365 code for a protein of 397 amino acids. Gene Ontology annotation, biological process: S-adenosylmethionine biosynthetic process. The transcript has 9 exons. Lineage: Eukaryota; Metazoa; Chordata; Testudines; Geoemydidae. Gene Ontology annotation, molecular function: methionine adenosyltransferase activity; ATP binding. The record is from RefSeq and is a predicted model, not a curated record. Gene Ontology annotation, cellular component: cytosol.
UACACUUACUUCACAUGCUCAAUUCAAGUUUUUGUGGAAAGUAGUAAUUGACAGAAGUGUUAGCCCUGCUGUUAAAGAAGUUUAGUCCCUCCACUCAGAAAGGGAAAGGCACUAAAGACACAGCUCUUGAACUACUAUUUUGAUCAACUCAUCAGGAAAAGUGUCAAAAUCAUGAAUGGACCGGUGGAUGGCUUAUGUAACCACACUGUAAAUGAUGAAGGUGCUUUCAUGUUCACAUCAGAGUCUGUGGGAGAAGGGCAUCCAGAUAAGAUCUGUGAUCAGAUCAGCGAUGCUGUGCUAGAUGCCCAUCUUCAACAGGAUCCAGAUGCCAAGGUUGCUUGUGAGACAGUGUGUAAAACAGGUAUGGUGCUGCUCUGUGGGGAGAUCACAUCCCUCGCUGUUGUCGACUAUCAGCGAGUAGUUCGAGACACAAUUAAGCAAAUCGGCUAUGAUGAUUCAGCUAAAGGCUUUGACUACAAGACUUGCAAUGUUCUGGUGGCACUGGAACAACAGUCACCUGAUAUUGCCCAAGGUGUUCAUCUGUACAGGAAUGAAGAGGAUGUUGGUGCUGGUGACCAGGGGUUGAUGUUUGGCUAUGCAACAGAUGAGACAGAAGAAUGUAUGCCUCUCACUAUUGUCCUCGCUCACAAAUUGAACAGCAAGUUAGCAGAGCUGAGGCACAGUGGUGAUCUCCCUUGGCUUAGACCUGACUCUAAGACACAGGUCACUGUUCAGUAUACCCAGAAAAAUGGAGCUGUCAUCCCGGUCCGUGUUCACACCAUUGUAAUAUCUGUGCAGCAUGAUGAAACCAUCUCGCUGGAGUACAUGCGCAAAACCCUGAGAGACUGUGUGAUUAAACCUGUCGUUCCUGCCAAAUACUUGGAUGAGAAAACAAUUUACCACCUUCAGCCCAGUGGGCGUUUUGUCAUUGGGGGACCACAGGGUGAUGCUGGCGUUACUGGUCGAAAGAUCAUUGUGGACACUUAUGGAGGAUGGGGAGCCCAUGGAGGUGGUGCCUUUUCAGGCAAAGAUUAUACAAAGGUGGACCGGUCGGCAGCAUAUGCAGCCCGCUGGGUGGCCAAGUCUUUGGUGAAAGCUGGGCUGUGUCAUCGUGUUCUGGUUCAAGUUUCUUAUGCCAUUGGAGUGGCUCAACCUCUCUCCAUUUCACUGUUCACUUAUGGAACUUCCCAGAAAACAGAGAAAGAGCUACUGGACAUUGUGCACAAGAACUUUGAUCUUCGACCUGGAGUCAUUGUCAGGGAUUUGGAUUUAAAGAAGCCAAUUUAUCAGAAGACUGCCUGUUAUGGUCACUUUGGAAGAAAUGAAUUUUCAUGGGAGGUGCCUAAGAAACUUGUGUUUCAAUAAUAAUGGGUCCAUCACCAAAGCAGAAGUGAAGAAGAUUCCACUAGUCAAUAAGAUGUUGGCAAAAAUCAGCACUGACUACUCUUUAUCCAGCUCAAGGAAUUUCAGAUUUUAAAUGGACAGGAUAUUCUCAUGAGAAUUAAUUCUUGCUCUCAAUCCUAUCCUAUUUCAUUGUCAAAAACACCAAAGGCAGAGUCUGUUUUUAUCAUCACAAGAAGACAAAAUACAGUUUAUUUUACUGCUGCUAUGUUGGUUCCACUGACAAAGGCAAAAUCUGACUAGGACAUACAAACCAACGUUUGGGCCUUAACUCUGUUACAGUGUGAUCUUGCAUUCAAAAGAAAAGGUUUCCCUCAUCAUUCUAGCUAAGGAGCAGUAGGUCUCCUCACCGACUGGACACUAGGAAAUCUGUGGGAGACAGUUUUCAUAUAGGAGCUGGUAUUGAAUACACCUAUGGGGAAUUUUGCUUCGAGUGGGUUCAUUAUCAUGUAACUGCAACAUAGUUGCUCCUUCAAAGGAUGUUGUUAGGUGCUUAGACCUCCUUCACUAGUUAUCUCUGCUUACCACAAUGUUCCAAUCAGCUGUGAUUUGGUGACUCAAACUUUUUCUUUUAGCUACUAUGUACUUAUACUUGCUGCUUUUCUGUGUGUUUACAUAUUAGCAUUCCGAAUUUUGGAGUCAGUGGCUCAUCCAACAUAUGGCACAUGAGAGCUCCAUUGACUUCUCUUGGAUUGUGCUAAUAUGAACACUGCCUAGUAGCGAUAAUGCUUUUAAACAGUGUAGAGCAGAGUGCUGUUAGUACCCUAUUUUAAUAGAUUUUUAAAGGCAUGGUGUCAAGGUAUCAUCCACAAUUUGUGGAGUUAUUUUUCUCCCACUGGUGUUUAUAACAACAGCCCUUUGGGAGAAUGACACUGAAAUCUGUUUCUUUAUUGAAAUGUGCCGUCUGUUAUUUUUAUGCACACACUGGUUUGCUUUGGAGCAUUGCUUUGAUUUUUGACAUUGAACACUACUUGGGGACAAAAUAUUCACACAAAAAUAACCAGAACACAUUGGAAAUAAAAAGUCCUUAUAUGUUAAAAUUUGGAUCUACCAAAUUUGACAGCAUCUUUAACUGAAAGACAAUGAUUGAGUAAUCCUCUAGAUGGCAGUAUUACCCAUCCUAGGUUUACAAGUUUAACAUCUGUAGAAAACACUUGGCUCUAGGCAAUGUUCCAGAAUAGCUUGAGUUGUGUAUAUGUUACUGCCAAAGUUAAAAGUAACCAGCUGCUUUUUACUUUAGCAGCUCUACUUACAAAUUGUAGACGGGGAGAUUUCUGUGAUCCAGGCAAUAACUGGUUGAGGGAGAGCGUGUCGUUUGUGUACCCACAUACUAUGUUGUCUUAAAGUGUGAGUGAAAGAAAAUGGGAUUAGUCCAUUUCUGCAAAGGACUUCAGGCCAGUCUUGGUUAUAUUGGAGUCAUAGGUGGGUUUUCUUAUUGACUUCAGUGAGACUGGGCUCUGGUCUUCUGUCACCAUUUCAUGUUGGUGUAGUAGGCACCAAGAGUGAAAUUAAUGUUACUGCAAGGGUUGAUCAAAAAUGCCACUCGAAG